AUGGAGUCUACUCGUUUAAAGACAGCUAAAAAGUUCAUUGGUCACUUUGCGACAUUGGACGUAAAGAUCCUCGAAACCAUUCUCUCUGACGACUACUAUCACGAAUUCGCACCAUCUUCACUCAAUCCUCCCGGUCCCUUCGGCAAGCAGGGAUUCCUGGACCACCAUUCUGGCCUUGACUAUGUGAUGACUGGUUUUCCCGUCUUCGCGAAGGAAUACAUCGAAAGUGAAAGCAGUAACUCGGUUACUGUCUGGGCAACAAGCCGUACCAUCUUUCGUGAAGGCGCCAAAGACGCUUCAAUAGCCAACUGGGACUAUGAAGGGGAAUACAUCUUUUUGUUCACGUUUGAUCCGAGUGGGGAGAAGAUCGUUCGCACCAUCGAGUUCCUGGACAGCAAGGCCACAGGCGACGGUCUCAUGGUGCUAAUGAAAAGGGCAAGGGAAAACAGAGCUAAAAGCUAA
Talaromyces rugulosus is the source of this 462-nucleotide messenger RNA. RefSeq lists its product as uncharacterized. The coding region runs from base 1 to 462 and encodes 153 amino acids. NCBI's taxonomy places the organism in Eukaryota, Fungi, Ascomycota, Eurotiomycetes, Eurotiales, Trichocomaceae. The transcript has a single exon. The record is from RefSeq and is a predicted model, not a curated record.